GAGGAGGAGGAAGAAGAGGAAGGAGAGGAGCAGGAUCGUGUCUCAGAGGGCUCGGGAAUAACAGACGACUCAGAGAACUGGGAUAUGACUCGGGGGAACCUGGGGCUGCUGGAGCAGGCUAUUGCUCUGAAGGCGGAGGAAGUGAAGGAAGGCCAGGAGAGCCGGAGCUCCCUGGACUACCAACCAUACACAUCAUCCAGCAAGAGCUCAGAGGCUGCUGCUGUAGCCCGCCGCACCACUCACUACAGCAAAGAAAAAAAGGAAGUCAAGUGUCCAACGCCAGGGUGUGAUGGGACGGGUCAUGUGACUGGGCUGUAUCCCCAUCAUCGCAGUCUGUCUGGAUGUCCUCACAAAGACAGAAUCCCUCCAGAGAUCCUGGCCAUGCAUGAGAACGUCUUGAAGUGUCCUACUCCUGGCUGCACAGGCCAAGGCCAUGUUAACAGCAACCGCAACACACAUCGCAGUCUGUCCGGCUGCCCCAUUGCCGCAGCUGCUAAGCUGAACAAGAACCAGGACAAACAGGUUCAUUUACAGGCUUCAGCCAGUGAACCCUCUUCCAAUUCUGACAGAGUGCUCAGGCCCAUGUGUUUUGUCAAACAGCUGGAGAUCCCUCAGUAUGGCAGCUACCGGCCCAACACGGUGACCACUACACCUCGAGCAAACCUGGCCAAGGAGCUGGAGAAAUACUCCAAGGUGUCUUUUGACUAUGCAAGCUUUGAUGGUCAGGUUUUUGGAAAACGUACGCUCAUUCCAAAGACACCUAGCACUGCUGAAACAUCACCCAAAGCCUUCAAAACUAAAUUAUUCCCCAAGGCAUCCUCCCCCAGUCACAGCAUGUCAGGAAGCUUUUCUAUGAGCACCUUGUCCUCCAGCGGUUAUGACUAUAGCCAAGAUGCAGAGGCAGCCCACAUGGCAGCAACAGCUAUCCUCAACCUGUCCACCCGCUGCUGGGAGAGACCAGAGACACUCAGCACCAAGACCAGGGAGCCCUGCACCAAGGAGGCGGAUAUUGAGGUGGAUGAGAAUGGCACCUUGGACCUUAGCAUGAAGAAGACCAAGCGGGAGGGAGUACAGUCUCCAGAGCCUUCAUCUUCUUUGUCUUCUUCCUCUCAACAUGUGGGAGCCAUUGCAUCUCAGGGCCAAACUCAGCAAGAGUGGGAAGGCCCACUUGACUUCACCAAAAUGGGUGGUGUCAAAGAAGAAGACCACGAAGAGGUGGAGUACACAGCUCCCUCAUAUACCUCAUCUGAAGGUGAGGAAGAGGACCAAGAGAACUUGGAGGACAGGAAAUACCCCGGUGAGGUCACCACCACCAGCUUCAAGGUCAAGUUUCAGCCCAAAGACAGCAAAAAAGAGCUUCUUGUUCUGUCAGGCUGUCCUCUUGCUGAUAAAUCACUUCGGACCCUCAUGGCUGCCCACACAGCAGAACUAAAGUGUCCAACUCCAGGUUGUGACGGAUCAGGCCACAUCACUGGAAACUAUGCUUCACAUCGCAGUUUGUCUGGAUGCCCCCGAGCCAAGAAAAGUGGAGUCAAAUCAACCCCUACCAAGGAUGACAAAGAAGAUUCUGAGCUGCUCAGAUGUCCUGUUCCUGGCUGUGAUAGCCUGGGCCACAUCAGUGGGAAGUACGCCACUCAUCGCAGUGCUUAUGGAUGUCCACUAGCAGCACGUCGGCAGAAGGAAGGUCUUCUAAAUGGCACACCCUUCUCUUGGAAAGCCUUUAAGACCGAGGGCCCAUCUUGCCCAACACCAGGCUGUGACGGUUCUGGUCAUGCUAACGGCAGCUUCUUGACACAUCGCAGUCUGUCAGGUUGUCCCAGAGCAUCAGCCAACAAGAAAAGAGCCAAGUUCCCUGGAGAUGAGUAUAUCACUGCAAAGUUCAGAGCCAGUGAUGUGCUGGACAAUGAUGAAGAUAUCAAGCAGCUCAAUAAGGAAAUCAACGAGCUGAAUGAGUCCAACUCAGAGAUGGAGGCCGACAUGAUAAACCUGCACACUCAGAUUUCUUCUAUGGAGAAGAACCUGAAGAGCAUGGAGGAGGAGAAUAAACAGAUAGAAGAAAGGAAUGAGGCCUUGUUCCUGGAGCUAUCUGGCCUUAGUCAGGCUUUGAUCCGGAGCCUAGCCAACAUCAGCCUGCCUACCAUGCAGGAGCCAAUAUCAGAGCAGAACUUUGACAGCUAUGUGGACACCCUGACCCACAUGUUUACCAACAAAGACUGCUACCAGAACCCCGAGAACCGGGCUCUGCUAGAGUCCAUCAAUCAGGCAGUAAAGGGCAUCGAGGUGUAAGAGAAACUGGAGGAUGACAAGUGGCAGGGCAUCACGGUGACGCCACCAAUCUUUUUUUUCCAAACCCUUUAGAUACUCUGUGUCAUGAGUUUUUCUCAUUGGAGUUUUGUCCUCUGUUCUUUGCAUUUGUUUCCUGUUUGCAUGUUGCUUUAUAAAGGUGUGAGCGUGAACAGAUGUGUGGAUGUAAAGCGUGUCAAGGCACACUGAAAGCAAACUGUUGCCAUAAGCAACGGCACCUCAAGGUAUACACAGACAGGCACAGAGAGAACAGAACAAAGGAGUGCAGUAUCCCGCCUGAGCUGAGCAGAUUCUUAGUUAGUGAACAUUUCCCAUCUCCACUCAGUAAUGUUGAUAGUAUUCUAUAUGAGCAUAGUGAUGUUGCACUUCCAGGACUAGUUUGUAGAUUCAUUGUUACUAUUGCUGUGUAUCUAUUUAAGUCGACUGCAAAUGUUGGUUUAAUAACUUAUUUAUUCAUGUCUGCGGUAAUAUUUUUAUGUUGACUAUUUAUUAUUCAUUAUUGAUUUUAUUUUAUUUCAAAGUGCUACCUGAGAAGAUUUUAACCGGAAACUAAGAGAAGGGAGUCAUUUCCUCUGCACCGCUUAACAAAGAGGAAAUAUUUUAAGAUAUCAACUAUGAAUUGUUUUAUAUAUCUUAUUAUUUAUUUAAAACACUGGGAUCUUUUUAAGUGCAAAUAUUUUGUAACAGAAAGUUUUUUAAUAAUUUUCUAAAAAAUCUUUUGUGCUUCUGUUUAUAUGAGUUUUCUUUUUUCCACAAGCUAUUUUGAGUACAUUGCAAUACACUGGGAAAAUUGAGCUGCACAUAUUUCAGUAUUUAUCUGGUAAUGAUGAACAAAGUGAUGGUGAAUAUUUAUUUUGUACUGUCUAUGUGUUAAUGAUGGCUGUGUAUGGAUUAGUCUUUAUGUUUGCUCUUGAAAUAAAGGUCAACCCAAAAUGAAUAUGGA
Messenger RNA from Haplochromis burtoni (Burton's mouthbrooder), 3247 nucleotides. Its product is annotated as myelin transcription factor 1. Gene Ontology annotation, biological process: regulation of transcription by RNA polymerase II. Gene Ontology annotation, cellular component: nucleus. Gene Ontology annotation, molecular function: zinc ion binding; RNA polymerase II cis-regulatory region sequence-specific DNA binding; DNA-binding transcription factor activity, RNA polymerase II-specific. The record is from RefSeq and is a predicted model, not a curated record. Lineage: Eukaryota; Metazoa; Chordata; Actinopteri; Cichliformes; Cichlidae.